UUUACAUGUCACCUCCCUUCGCCGGCGCUUGUUACCACCGUCAACAUCGCCGCCGGCCAGAGAGAAAAUGGCUGCGUAUCACCAACCAUACGAUCCUUACUACGUCUACAAUCCUCUCCCACAGCCGCUCCAGCAUUUCGCCGACGAACCUGGGGCGAUCAACACACUCUUCGUCUCCGGCUUGCCUGACGACGUCAAGGCUCGUGAGAUCCACAACCUCUUCCGCCGUCGUCCCGGAUUCGAGUCUUGCCAGCUCAAGUACACCGGACGCGGCGACCAGGUAGUUGCAUUUGCAACGUUCUCGAGUCAUGGAUUCGCCAUGGCUGCAAUGAAUGAGCUAAAUGGUGUGAAGUUUGAUCCUCAAACAGGAUCGACUCUGCAUAUAGAAGUAGCUAGAUCAAACUCUAGAAGAAAAGAUAGGCCAGGAAGUGGGCCUUAUGUCGUAAUUGAUAACAGAAACAAGGAGACAUCGGACGACCAGAGUGAUGAAGGGGAAAGCGAUCCUUAUGAGGCGCAGGAACCUGGAAAUAGCAAUUCUCCAAAGGAAAUUGAUAAUACCAAAAGCGAAGUGGACUCUGAUCAAGAUAGUAAAGCACCACCUACUAGUGGGCGUUUGGAAAAAGCAUCCGACGGAGGUUCUGGUGCUCGACCAUGUUCCACCUUGUUUAUAGCCAAUCUAGGGCCUAAUUGCACAGAAGAUGAACUCAAACAACUCCUGUCUAGAUAUUCUGGUUUCAACAUCCUGAAAAUACGAGCAAGAGGCGGAAUGCCAGUUGCAUUUGCUGAUUUUGAGGAAAUUGAACAAGCGACUUAUGUCAUGAAUGAUCUUCAAGGCAACCUCCUAUCCUCUUCAGACCGAGGCGGCAUGCAUAUAGAAUAUGCAAGAUCCAAGAUGAGGAAACAGUAGAAGAUUCUCAUAAACAAUGAUCUUGGAUAGAGUGAAUCAAGUUCUUGGUCUUGCCAUGGUCCCCUGAAGGUCAUUUAAUCAACUGCCCCCACCAAUGUCCUCUCCAGUUUUGGGCUUUUCUUUGUGUGUGUAUAUAUAGUAUCUUAUCUUUGUUCAAUUUGAGAAAUAAAUGUUGAUUGGUGAUGCGGAUAGGCAGAAAAGAUACCCCCAAGGACCCAAUGCAUCACUGUAUUGACAGGCAAGUCAUUUUUUCAUGCAUCAUUAUUACACUGUCGUGCGAGUAAAGAAAGCCUUCAGUGUUUUGUUUUCU
Brassica oleracea var. oleracea is the source of this 1217-nucleotide messenger RNA. RefSeq lists its product as uncharacterized. The record is from RefSeq and is a predicted model, not a curated record. Lineage: Eukaryota; Viridiplantae; Streptophyta; Magnoliopsida; Brassicales; Brassicaceae. Bases 68 to 907 code for a protein of 279 amino acids. The transcript is spliced from 11 exons. Gene Ontology annotation, molecular function: mRNA binding.